GUCCCAACAGCCUUGUUGCAAAUUGCAAUGGCGUUGGCGGGUGCUGGCACCGCAAUAGGUUCAAAUGUGAAUGGUUUCAUGCCUAUACACCACUUUGCGGACAUGCAGCCUGAGCCUGAUGCCACACUGCUGGGUCAGGGGUUCAUCCCGCCGGAUUUCAAUACGGGACGACUCAGGAUGCUCCUGGCCAGAUUGGCUAAACAGACCGAGAACAUGGAGAGAGCGGCGAACUGGGGCGAACAGGCCCUGGUAACAGCUGGAGCUUCUGCGGAGCAGGCAGCCCGACACGCUGAUCGGGCCUACCGAUUGCCGAUGGGAGAGCCAGGAACAGAAGCCAUGGGCGAGUUCGAAGGCUUCUUUCCUCCAAGGUGGUGGGCUACCUGGGGCAGAACGGCUAUGGGCAGCUGCGAGCAUCUUUUGCCGGCUGUGUGUGCAUUGGCAUUGGUGCAUGCAGAGACGCAAAGGUCAAGAAGGCCUUCGCGAAUGGUAAGGAUUGAUGUCCGAGGUGGCUUCCUUUGAUUGGACAGGUUAGCGUGCUUCAGCAAUGUAACGGGAGAAAA
Cladocopium goreaui is the source of this 560-nucleotide messenger RNA. Lineage: Eukaryota; Dinophyceae; Suessiales; Symbiodiniaceae. The record is from the annotation of a GenBank genome assembly.